Molecule: messenger RNA, 642 nt
Organism: Penicilliopsis zonata CBS 506.65
Lineage: Eukaryota; Fungi; Ascomycota; Eurotiomycetes; Eurotiales; Aspergillaceae
Exons: 2
Coding region: 1-642 (213 amino acids)
Molecular function (GO): acyltransferase activity, transferring groups other than amino-acyl groups
Source: RefSeq, a predicted model, not a curated record
AUGGUUGAGAUCAGGUACGCCCGUGAGGAAGACUGCCCUCGAAUCGGCGCAGUCAAUGCGGCAGCCUAUGCGACGGGCCUUUUUCUCGCCAACGCGUUCCCGCAGGCCACCCCCGACGAAAGGGCCGAGUACAUGCAUUUCCGUGCCAUGCAGACGCUUCUCGACCCAUCUGUGUGUACACUGGUUGCUAUCGAGGUUGAAACCAACACUAUCGUCGCUGUAGCGCAGUGGAGGGGCAUAUUCUCAGAAGAAAGACAGUCUAUAGUUUUAUCUGAUGAGGGCACUGCAUUUGUAAAGAGGGAAUUCUCUCUAGAGCCGCGCAACCAAGAUGUAAUAAAUGCGUUUCGAGCACUCGUGCAGGCGAAGCGUGAAAGGUACCUCGGCGAUGAAAUAGUUCUCGAUCAACUAUGCACUCACCCUCAAUAUCAAGGCCGGGGAAUCGGGGCGACAAUGCUCCAAUGGGGGAUUAACAAGGCCGACGAAAUGCAAAAAGAUAUCUACCUUGAGGCAACGGCAGCCGCGCGAUCGCUGUACAGCAGGUUGGGGUGGGAGAUGCUUGAGAAGGCUGUUCUUGACUAUGGGCUGUAUGGGGGUGAGGGAGUGGACAAGGUAUAUUUCAUGCGGCGACCGCAUACCAGAUAG